Molecule: messenger RNA, 8077 nt
Organism: Hylaeus anthracinus
Lineage: Eukaryota; Metazoa; Arthropoda; Insecta; Hymenoptera; Colletidae
Gene: RhoGAP100F
Product: rho GTPase-activating protein 100F
Exons: 21
Coding region: 1391-5452 (1353 amino acids)
Biological process (GO): signal transduction
Molecular function (GO): protein binding
Source: RefSeq, a predicted model, not a curated record
ACGGCUCCAUCCGCGUCCAUAGAUCGGUUUCGCGUACGGAUCCCGAAGGGACGUCUCGUGAAUCGAGCCUCAAAAAUUGAUUCCACGGCGUCGUCCCCCGUGGUCUCGAGAGGCGCGACGCGAGAAAAAGAGCGCCGACGGGGCCGCGGCGCGUGUGCGCAGUCCCGCCGUCCAAGAUGUCCGCCUGGGCGCCCUCCAGGUAGUCGUGGUUAUGCGGCGCGGUGCGUUGCACACCGUGGUCAGGCCAAUCCUCGGUUUCCGUGGUGCGUUGGUUCGCGCGACGCGAGACUGGCAUCGGUCGCGAGCUGAGGUCGACCGCCGCGGGAAAAUCGCUCGGGUUCUCGCGUUCGACCGUGUUCCCGAGGUACGGUCCGUGUUCGUCCAGCUCCGGAGAGAGCGGAGAGUGCUCGCGCGAGUGCUGAAUCUCGGGGAGAGCCGGGGAGAAACAGGGGAGAGCCAGGUGGAGCCAGGGAGAGCCAGGGAGAGACGGGCCCGGGUUUAGCGAUUCCAGGAGGCUGUAGACAAGUUGGUGGCGCGAGGAAAGGACACGAGGGACAGGGAAAGUGGUUGUUGGUGUCCGAAACGACCACAGGAACGGUGUUCUGGAUAGGGUCAAAGGACAGUCUGUGGAACGGGCGAGUACAGGGACCGAGGAAAGUGGUUGUUGGAGUGGAACCGAGCAUUGCACAGGCCUUUGGAUAGACUUCUCGUGUGACGGGGACAAAGAGGGACGUGGAGAGUGCGAGAACGAGUGCGGAAUCUCGGGGAGAGCCAGGUGGAGCCGGGGAGAGCCAGGUGGAGCCAGGGAGAGCUAGGGAGAGACGGGUCCGUGUUUAAUCGUUCCACGAGCCUGUUGACGCACCGGUAGAGUGACGGACGAGCACGGAGACGGAGUACUCGUUGGAAUAUUAAGUAUUGGGGAGGUUUCGGUUCGAUUCAUCGUGUUCGAAGGUUCCACGAGGUUGUGGACGGACCGGCGGCACGGACGGACACAGGGACAGGGACAGUGCUCGCGCGAGUGCACCCUCACAGGGAGAGACCGGUGGAACGGAGUAAGGGCGGAGAAGAAGCGCGAUAGAGAGUGGGAGGGGAAGGAGAGAGAAAAGCUUGAGGCAAGCGCGCGUAUUGAUUCCCGCGUGGCGUUAUACGGUGAGGUGAGAAAGCUGCAACCGGAAGAUUCGCGGCUGCCUCCAACGGGUCGCCGUUGAAAAAUCCAAGGAAGGCCCUCAGACCGGCGAGCUGCUCGUCCCCGGAGCCGCAAGAAGAGCGGGCAAGGGUGAUCCGUGAACCAGAAUGAGGGAAAUCACCCGAGUCUGCUCGAGCAGGGUCCCGUCGGCCCUUCGUACGAGAAAUGAUUUUUAGAAGGAAGAGGGUAUGACUCACCGAACUCAUGCAGUGGCGAAAACACGUGCGCAUCAAGUACGGUGGUCGAGUCGGUGUCGGUCAAGGGCAGCGGGAGCGGGAGCAGGUGCAGCUGCAGGUGCGUGUGUUGCAGCUGCAGUGGGAAGGGGGCGCACGGCUCAGCUACGUCUGUCAUCAGCCUCAACUCUCGUCGACGGCUCGCCGCAGCUGCAGCACAGCGGCCAUGCUCUGCUGCGGCCGCAGAAAAGAGGGCCGGGGGGAAGUGACAGACAUAAGCGCAAGUCCUGGGAGGCAAGCUCCUGCCAACCAGUUGCGCCCCAAGGAACCACCCCCCAUGGUCAUUCAAGGAGACUUCAGAAAGGUGAGCGGGAUCAGCACCGAGAUCUUCAAGCAGAUCGAGACGGUCGAAAACGAUCAUGACGCCUCAACGGCAGCAGCCCUCGAAGCUGUCGAACGGAGGGGUGAGAUGGUCGUGCGAGUCAUCGAGCCACGGCAAAUGGGCAGGCAGGCGUCGGAAGCCGCGAAGAAAUUCACCGCGAUGCAGGAUCCGAAGCACCCCAUCCACUUUGUGGAAAUAAUCAAGAGGCCAGGGCAGACGCUAGGGCUCUACAUACGCGAGGGUAACGGCGUCGACAGGAACGACGGCGUCUUUAUCUCGAGGAUAGCCCUGGAGACCGCUGUCUACAACAGCGGCUGCUUGAAGGUGGGUGACGAGAUCCUAGCGGUGAACCUGGUCGACGUAACACACAUGAGCCUAGAUGAUGUGGUAAUCAUCAUGUCGAUACCCAGGAGGCUUGUCUUGGCAACGAGACACGGUCAGCACCAGCCCAUCUCCCACAGUCGUCAAACUGAGCACAAGGCACCACCAGUUGUCGUGAUCAAGAGGGAGUUGAACGAAGACGAGAGUGAUCAUGCAACGAGCAAUCAUGUCAGAGAUGGUAAUCGUAGACGUGGCGAUGGUCGCGAAAUGCUGCCAUCCAGGUCGAGACUGGGUCUGACAGGUCUAGGAUCCAGCCAGGAUCUAGGAUCAAGCAACGGUGAUUUGUACUACAAUUCCAGACCGGAGGGACACUGGUCCUACCAACCACCGCCACCACCAGUCAUCACACACCAACCAAAACCGUCAGCUACGCAACAUUUCCAGCCGUACGAGCGUGGAUAUCCCAAAACGUUGGAGAGUUUGGCUGAAAAAGUACACUCUUUCUACACGGGGCCUGUAAUGCCCUCUAAUGGUGGUCGACGAAUGUCCACGGGCGCAGGAAUGCAGUCAAUUGGUGGCAGAUUGUCUGGUCAGACCCAGUCUUCGCACUAUGGAUAUGGUCAGCACUCAAGCAGUGGAAGAAUCAUGCCUAGAAGUGGCUCUGAUCAGCAUCUACCCCGUGUGGAUUACACCAGCAUCACCACACCUGCUCGACACACUCUUCUUAGAUCUAGCUUGAAGUCAGGUACGUCAGCAUUGAGAUACAACACAAGGUAUGCUACCCAAGCCGAUACAACGUCGUCCACCCAGAGGCAAGGUCAGUUUGGCACCCUGACGAGGAGGCAUCGACCAUCGUUAGAUUAUGCGUCAGACACAGAGGCAACGUGUUCCAGUUCGCCUAAGUCAGCGUAUUAUUACUACAGGCACAACAUGAAUAAUCCACCGCAAAGCAGCGCUGUCUCACACCUGGCGACCCUCUCGAGGUCGCAAAUUGGUCAGAGUUCCUCUGGUUUGAGGUCGAAUUCGUUACCUCGAAGUGGCAGAACAUUGCCUCAGCAACCUGGUCUUCGAUCAGGACUUAGCACAGUAGCAUCAGGGCUGAUCGAUCAAGAAGACAGCGAUGGAGCGCUAUCAGCACCUGAGUUGCCUUCUAUCAGGCGUGACAGAGGGAGAAUACCAUCAUCACCAAGUGUGUUCACAUCGGAUGAGUAUCGAGCAUGGCUGAGUCGAACACCAAGCACCAGUGCAUUGUACGAGCAAAUCAGGGCGACCACGAGUAGGCCACCUCGUUAUACCUACAGUGCUGAGAACAUUCACGCAGCUGUCAAUCAAGGUGAUUACGGCAACUACGGGGCGUACAGGCCACUGUCAAGCACUCUGGACCGUCUGUCGACAAGAUCAGCCUCGGCACAACAAGUGAACCUGGCCAAUCUGAGAGCAUCGACGGCGAUCAGCUCAACCUGUCACCGUGGAACGACGAAUCCAAGACCGGCCUCGGUUGCGUCGAGCGCGCGCGCGUCCCUGACGAGUCAGAAACCGUCUCUCAGCAACUCGACCGCACAGAGAGCGACCUCAGUAAGGAGAAUCAGGAAUCUACUGGACCUGGAGUCAACGAGAAGCAUACCCACCCCCACGCCUACCAGAACUCAGGAUCAAAGACUGCUAGACAUUAAUCCUGCAGAGUUCCUCAAGUAUAAGAUAGAGAAGCCACCGACUGUAGGGACUCCGAACUCGACUAGUUCUCUCUUGAGCUCGCUCGGGGAAACCAACAGUGGCGAUCUGGCAGGUGGGGUCAGCGGAUUGCUCUACGUCCAUCUGUUGGCAGGACGCGGCCUCCGUUCGACGACGUCCUCGUCAGCGGCUACCACACCCUCCACGCCAUCAGGUCAGCCUAAUUUAGCUAGUUGUGGCUUGAGAGACCUGUACUGCGUACUGGAGUGCGACAGGGUGCACAAAGCGAGGACAGUGGUCCGGACCGGUGACCUGAUGUUCGACUGGGACGAGACCUUCGAGCUGGACCUCGUUGGCAACCGGCAGUUAGACCUCCUCGUCUAUUCCUGGGAUCCGCAGUACAGGCACAAGCUCUGUUACAAGGGAUCCGUGCACCUGGCCACCCUCCUCAAGGAAUCGCCUGUUCACCAGUUGGCCGUCAAGGUCGAGCCACGUGGCACGAUUUAUUUGAAACUGCGUUACACCGAUGCUCAGCAAACCUUCCGACGGAGGGGACUGCCAGUGAUAUCCUUGGCCACCAGGGCUGCUCCUCUCUUCGGUGUUGAUCUGGACACCGUGGUAAGCAGAGAGAGCAAAACUGGAGGAGUCACUGGAGGAGUUUCCACUGCCUUAGCAAUGGGGGUACCAAACGUUCCCAUAAUCGUCUGGCGCUGUGUCGAGGAGGUUGAAAGAAGGGGUCUUGACAUCAUCGGCUUGUACAGACUUUGUGGGUCAGCGUCGAAGAAGAGGAUACUCAGGGAGGCUUUCGAGAGGAACGCUCGUUCCGUGAACCUGUCACCUGACAAUGUACCAGAUAUCAACGUUAUCACUGGUGUACUGAAAGACUACCUACGAGAACUUCCAGAACCACUCUUCACGAAGUGCCUCUACCAAAUGAUGGUCGAUGCACUGACUGUUUGCAUACCGGAUGAUCCUCAGGGCAACGCCAAACUAAUGUUCAGUAUACUCAACUGUCUACCAAAAGUGAACAGGUGCACGUUAAUUUACUUGCUGGACCACUUGGCAAUGGUGGUGUCGCAGUGCAACAAAAUGUCUCCUGCUAGUCUGGCAGUCUGCUUCGGACCUGUCUUGAUGCUAUACUCCGAGGAGAACGGACCACCCCUGGACUUCCAACAGCCAAUCGCUGUUCUCAAGUAUCUCCUUGAAAUAUGGCCAGUUAAGUCAGUUCGGAAGAUUUCUUCAGUCGCUUCAGCACUUCCUCGAGUUACGCCACCAGUCGAGCACAACAACAGUCAGCAGCUUCUGCAGCAGCAGCCGCAGCAACAGGUGCAGCAACAAAUCCAGGGAACAUUGGGACGCACAGGGCUGCCCUGGCAGCAGCAACACUCACUUCAUCAACAGUCUCCAACUACGGUACCCGCAGCCCUCGCUCCCUCCACUCGUCCACCACCCCCGGUCAAGCCUCGACAGGUGAUAGUCUCGUCUCCCGGUUCACCUAGCAGUGAGGAGUCAGAAGCAUCACCAGAGCCAAUUAACAAGAGCCUCCUGGGUGGCUUGGGACUCGAGAAGGGCAACGAAGGGGCUACAGCUGACUCGACUGGCCCUGGAACAGAACAAAUCACCCCAACCAGCAGCGUAGACACAGAGGAAGGAAACACACCACAUCCAGAAGAAGGCGAACGAGGAGUCGAGGGUGACGCUGAGGCCAGUGACUGUUGAUUUCAGUACAUUCUUGUCGAACCUCACUCGACUUGGGACUGUGAAGGGUUGAAGUCUCAUUGAAUGCAUUUUCGGGAUGUGUCUUUACUAGCUUGAGGAAGAAUCUCUUAUUUGAAGUCAAUCUGAUUCGCAGAUUGUUGAUGGAAAUUAUAGAGUCAGCGUUGGGCAUUAGACAAAUUUUAUGUGUUAAUGGCUAGUUGUCGGUUGUUGGUUGUCGAGUUGAACUGUGAGUAAACUUAUAGUGGACCCUUUAUUGUUAGUUUCUUUAAAAAUUAUUUGAAGACUAGUACGAUGAAGAACUACCAUCAUGAAUUUUUCUUCUCAAUGAUGAUGAAGAAGUAAUUGGAAAGUUCAAUUGCUCUCGAUGAUUAGAUAAUAUUAAUAUUAAUAUUGAGUAAAAAUAAUAUUGAGUUAUCGGUUCGAGGAAGUUUUGCCCAACUCUGGUGAUAUUUAUUCGCAAACAUUGUAAAAGAGGAUUCUUAGAGAUUUUUGUUGUUUGUAAGCGAAACGAGAGCGAAAGGAAGUUCUUGGAACAUUGCUUGUCAAUCAGUAUUUCAUGUAUCGUAAUACUUCUUCAACAUGUUCACAGUCAUCAGUUUGUCAGUGACUGUGGACUUGUUAAAAAAUCAACUAAUAAUGAAUUCAUUUCUCUUUUUAAAUAUAGUCAGCUUUUAUAUGCGUAUCAAAAGUAUACAAACACUUGUAUUUCAGAGAUUUCGAUACAUAAUUUAUCUUAAGGUAGUUGUUUCAUGGAUUUAUUUAAUGUAUGAUGUUAACAAAACCUCACUCGAUUGUUAUUUGAUUAAAUAUGAAUUAUAUUUGAACAUACAGAUGCGAGCUAAGGCUUGAUCUCUUUAAAUUUAAAUCAAGUUGCAAUUUAUGAAGUUGCUGAAAGUUUGAUGUGUUAUAAUAACCGAAAUUACAAACCAUUUAAGAAAAAUAAUAAUUAUUGGCCACAUUGUUAAUGAUAUAUAAUUCAUUAAAAUUUGAAACCGAAUGUAGAAAAUAACCUAAGCUUGUUAUUUUAAUAAGUGUUCGUAUAAUUUUGAUACGCGAUUUUGAAAAACCUUGGAAGGGCUGGACCAAGGAUCGAUCGAAAUUUUAAAUAAAAUGUCAACAAGCAAGCGAGCUAAGAGUUCCCUUCCUCUCAGUCUGCAACUUUUGUGGUGCGUCGAUGAAAACUAAAAGAAAAAGAUGCGAUAUUUUGUUCUUUCAAGUUUAAAGAAGAUAACUCUUCGAAGAUUAAACGCGUUGACUGCUUCGAUUUAGAAGUCUGAUUAUGGUGCAAUACUUGUAUCGUUGAACAAUUUUUCAUUCGAUGAGCAAAUGGUGAGAAUUGGGUUUGCAGCGUAAGCUGUGCAAGACACGAAUCUAGUCUAUACUGUGUUUAACGUUUUCUAGUCGAUGAUUUCUUCUUUGGAAGCAUUUAUUAUAUUGUUACUACGUUAGUUGAAAACGUUUUCCUCGCGUGAUGUUGUGUUUUUAGAUGUUUAUACGUGUUCCUGUGGCAGUCAGCGCGUCGAGUUCCACGCAUGCUCUUAUAAAACGACACCGUGGCCGUGCAAUUGUACGAUACAAGGCUGAUUCUUGUCGCCAGACGCACAAUACGAGCGAUCAUUGUUUCCCAGACGAAACGACGCGCAUAAUGGGACCACCGCGAUUAUCCGUUAAAAAACUAAUCACUGAAAUUGACGAUCUGACGACCGACUGGAAGCCUUUCGCGAGAUUUUUUCAUACGAAUUCUUUCUAUAUUGUACAACACACGUGAAAUCUAAGAAAUAAGAAGAAGAAGAAAAAAAAAACGAAUAUCGAGGUUUACAGUUUAAAAAGAGAGUUUCCCACUCUUCGGCUGCGAUAAUUUUAGAAUCACAAAAGACUGUGUUGGUGUACGUCACAAACAGGUUCCUAGUUUGCACAAAAUUCGACUAUUAGACUUAACUCGAGCAGCUGAAGAGUAAUUGGCGAGAGAUUUGAAUUUUUCCUCACGCACAAAAAACAAAAGAAAAAGCCCAAUACAAUUUCGAGGACCCUGGACUUCUUUUCUGUUCCGUGCUGAGAUCCACCAGACCUCUUUCAGUCCAAUGUCGACCAACCGAAGGGUGGAGCCGUCAAACGAAGGCCUGAAACCGAUGGAAUAAGAUUAAGGGACGGACGAUACUUUCAAAACGUGUCUACCGUGUCUCGAACUGCACAAAUCUACCAAACGACUGAUAGCAAACGAGUCUGAACUGCCCCAAAGCGAGGAGGACCCCAGGGGAAUCCCUGAAUCGCGCGCAGCCUUAGGCGGUGAUUCCCAGCUGCAGAAGACAAAAAACGACUGAUCAGACUGGAAUGACGACGAGUAUAGAGGGGAGGAGAGACACACGAGAAACGAAGAAUAUUACCCGUACACAACGUUCGGUUUAUAUACAAUAUACUAUAUAUAAAUAUAUAUAUAUAUACAUAUUAUAUAUACAUAUUAUAUAUACACACAUAGGCUAGUCACGAUAUACAUGUGCUUUUGAUAAAAAACUAUUACUUGUAGCAGUUAGCUAGCCAUCGUAUACAGAACACGAAGGAACUGCUGAUGUACACGAACCUGCGUACACGUAUACGUGCACUGACGAAAAUUUGGUGGAGGAAAAA